Saccostrea cuccullata (small rock oyster) is the source of this 600-nucleotide messenger RNA. RefSeq lists its product as uncharacterized. Lineage: Eukaryota; Metazoa; Mollusca; Bivalvia; Ostreida; Ostreidae. Bases 199 to 600 code for a protein of 133 amino acids. The transcript has 2 exons. The record is from RefSeq and is a predicted model, not a curated record.
UAUUAUUGGCACUGCCAGGUUUAAUGCCUUUUGAAUUUUAUCCUUCGUUUGUAAGGUCUUUGAAAUUCAUGUAUCUUAAAGAAAUACACAUCUGUGACAGGUGAGCGAAGUCGACUUAAACAUGGUGCUGUCCCUUCUGUGUUUGAUUUUAAGAGCACUGGUACCCAAACUUUCCAAGAGACAGAAAGAUCAAAACGGAUGAGGCUGCGAGCCAAUAUUCAACAGACUGCUCAAGACACUCAUUUUUCCACAGAGGUACAGAUGGAUGAAAUGGCUGUACAUGAAGUCGUCUUGGAAGCGGCAUCUUCUAGUGCCUCAUCUGAGCCAAAGCAUGAACGAGCAGAGUGUGCAACAGCUGAAAAGGAAGUUCAGUGUGACAUUCCUACACUGGGACCAGCAGCUUUUGAUUUGAAUUACAAAUGUGCUUUGUUAAGCCCACAAGACCAGUUUUUUUUAACUUUGAUUAAACUCCGACAAGCAAAAGAAGAUGUGGAGCUUGCUAUGCUUUUUAAGGUUUGUGAAUCAACUGUGUCAAAGAUUAUAACAACUUGGAUCAAUUUUUUGUACUUUCAAUUUAAGGAGCUAGAAGAACAAUUCUAG